AUGGGCGUGAAGCCCCCUAACUUCUCAUGGGUGCUCCCAACUCGGUUGGCUGGGCUGGCGCUGCCGCGGCUUCCCGCCCACUACCAGUUCCUGUGGGACCAGGGUGUGCGGCACCUGGUGUCCCUGACCGAGCGCGGGCCUCCUCACAGUGACAGCUGCCCAGACCUUACAUUGCACCGAUUGCGCAUCCCAGACUUCUGCUCGCCGGCCCCUGACCAGAUCGACCGCUUCGUGAAGAUCGUGGACGAGGCCAACGCCCGGGGAGAGGCGGUGGCAGUUCACUGUGCCCUGGGCUUUGGCCGCACUGGCACCAUGCUGGCCUGUUACCUGGUGAAGGAGCACGGCCUGACUGCAGGAGACGCCAUCGCUGAAAUCCGGCGCCUACGACCUGGCUCCAUCGAGACCUAUGAACAGGAGAAAGCAGUCUUCCAGUUCUACCAGAGAACUAAAUGA
Orycteropus afer afer is the source of this 453-nucleotide messenger RNA. RefSeq names its product dual specificity phosphatase 23 (gene DUSP23). Gene Ontology annotation, biological process: cilium assembly; protein dephosphorylation. The record is from RefSeq and is a predicted model, not a curated record. Gene Ontology annotation, molecular function: protein tyrosine/serine/threonine phosphatase activity. The transcript is spliced from 2 exons. Bases 1 to 453 code for a protein of 150 amino acids. NCBI's taxonomy places the organism in Eukaryota, Metazoa, Chordata, Mammalia, Tubulidentata, Orycteropodidae.